GCACUAACCGUGUCUACUCUGCUGCACAAAAAGCAGGAAGCAGACAGAGCCCCGUGUGCGGUUAGCUCGGAGCUAAAGCUAAAAACACUUUGUUAAAAUGUCCAAAGGCCAAACGCUGAGAGCUUUGGUGAAUGAGCGGCUGACUGCGGCUGCUGAAGAGAUCUUUGCGCUGUUUGAAAGAACGAUAGCGGAGUAUGAGGAGGAACUGUGUCGCUCCAAAGAGGAGAACCAGAGGAACCUGGACACUUCACAGACUCCACGGAUUAAAGAGGAGCCAGAGGAGCAGAGCGUCAAACAGGAGGAAGACACGCUCCCAGCACAGGUCCCAGUGCGCAUCCCAGAGUCCAGUGCUGUCUGGGUUAAGACAGAAGAGUCCUCAAUGCUUCAACAUAGACAAACUGAGCACAGAGAGGAAACACAGGGAGAGGACAUCAGCACAGAGCCACAUUUACACUCAGAGACUGAGGGACACACGGAGCACUCCUCUGACACUGACAAUGAUGAAGACUGGAGAGCUCCAAUCAGCUGUUCAGCUGCACAGAUGGAGACAGAGGCUGAUGGAGACCACUGCAACCAAGUCCAGAAAGGCCAAACGCUGAGAGCUUUGGUGAAUGAGCGGCUGGCUUCAGCUGCUGAAGAGAUCUUUACCCUCUUUGAAAGGACGACAGCGGAGUAUGAGGAGGAACUGUGUCGCACCAAAGAGGAGAACCAGAGGAACCAAGACACUCCACAGACUCCACGGAUUAAAGAGGAGCCACAGGAGCAGAGCGUCAAACAGGAGGAAGACACGCUCCCAGCACAGCUCCCAGUAGGCGUCCCAGAGUCCAGUGCUGUCUAUGUGAAGACUGAGUCCUCACUUCUUCAACAUAGACAAACUGAGCACAGAGAGGAGACACAGAGAGAGGACAUCAGCACAGAGCCACAUUUACACUCAGAGACUGAGGGACACAUGGAGCACUCCUCUGACACUGACAAUGAUGAAGACUGGAGAGCUCCAAUUAGCUGUUCAGCUACACAGAUGGUUUCAGCCCAAGGAGCUGAUAAGAAGAAACACCAGUGCUCUGUGUGCAAGAAGAAGUUUGGAACUAAGCAUACUUUACAAACACACAUUAGAAUUCACACCGGAGAGAGACCAUUCGGCUGUAUAAUAUGCGAAAAAUCAUUUACUACAAAGGCCCAUCUUCAUGAGCAUGUAAUGAUACACACCGGUGAACGACCUUACAGCUGUUUAACGUGUGAGAAAACAUUUACUCAAAAGUGUAGACUAGAUGCACAUAUGAGAGUGCACAAAGGAGAGAGACCAUUCAGCUGUUCAAUAUGUGAGAAAACAUUUACCAUAAAGCGUAGUCUAGAUGCACAUAUGAGAGUGCACACAGGAGAGAGACCAUUCACCUGCUCAAUAUGUGCAAAAACAUUUGCCAUAAAGGGUAGUCUGGAUAAACAUAUGAGAGUGCACACAGGAGAGAGACCAUUCAGCUGCUCAACAUGUGAGAAGAAAUUUUCUCAAAAGUCCCAUCUACGUGUACAUGUAAAGGUACACACUGGUGAACGACCUUACAGGUGUUCGACAUGUGAGAAGACAUUUUCUCACAAGGCCAAUUUACAUGAACAUGUAAAGACACACACUGGUGAACGACCGUACAGCUGUUCAACAUGUGAGAAAACAUUCGUCACAAAGUCUCAUCUAUGUAAACAUGAGAGAACGCACACUGGUGAGAGACCUUACACCUGUUCCAUUUGUGAUAAAGGGUUUUCACAAAGCUCUAAUUUGACGAGACACAUGAGAACUCACAGAACAGAAACUGACUGAAGGCUAAUUGUUUGUGUUCAUGAGGUGUUAUAAAGAGCCUAGAAUCAUUUUGUCGAGUCUACUUUUGUUUAAUUCCAGGCUUAAACGGUUUUGUUUAGCUGUGCAUAUGACUGAAAGGGUUUUAUUCUGCAUUUUCUCUUUAAUCUUAAUUUCAUGAUGAUUAUUUGCGAUUAUUUAUGUUUUGAUUUGUUGUAUUAUGUGUAUUGUGUGUCUUUCUUAUUCUGUAAAGCUCUUCGAAUUACUUUGUGUACGAAUUGUGCUGUACAUAUAAAUUUGCCUUGUUUACUUGUGACGACAGUAGAAAUACAUCUAAUAUCAAAGCUUGUAAUUUUAGUAGUUUUUUUUGUUUCUUUGUUUAUUAAAUAGAACGUCAGCAAGUGACUUAUUUUUUUUACUCGAAAACCUUUUAUUAAAAAAUGGAAGAAACUGAAAUAAUUGUUUAUAUUAAUAAAGAAGAA
Periophthalmus magnuspinnatus is the source of this 2268-nucleotide messenger RNA. Its product is annotated as zinc finger protein 391-like. Gene Ontology annotation, molecular function: DNA-binding transcription factor activity, RNA polymerase II-specific; RNA polymerase II cis-regulatory region sequence-specific DNA binding. Lineage: Eukaryota; Metazoa; Chordata; Actinopteri; Gobiiformes; Gobiidae. The transcript has 3 exons. Gene Ontology annotation, biological process: regulation of transcription by RNA polymerase II. The record is from RefSeq and is a predicted model, not a curated record. Bases 98 to 1810 code for a protein of 570 amino acids.